Molecule: messenger RNA, 5043 nt
Organism: Zygosaccharomyces rouxii
Lineage: Eukaryota; Fungi; Ascomycota; Saccharomycetes; Saccharomycetales; Saccharomycetaceae
Gene: APC1
Product: anaphase promoting complex subunit 1
Exons: 1
Coding region: 1-5043 (1680 amino acids)
Biological process (GO): anaphase-promoting complex-dependent catabolic process; metaphase/anaphase transition of mitotic cell cycle; protein K11-linked ubiquitination
Cellular component (GO): anaphase-promoting complex
Molecular function (GO): molecular adaptor activity
Source: RefSeq, a predicted model, not a curated record
AUGAACGAUAUUUUAAACCUUGAUGAAUCUGAUGAUGGUGGUAUAGAUGCUUCCUCUAAGGAGAAUUUCUAUUGGGAUCGUAAUAAUAGAGGUGAUAUUUGGAUUUCGUCGGAUAGGAAAACCGUUGAAUGGCAAGUAGCAAAUCAAUGUAUUCGUAGGUUUUAUUUUCAACAACCUGUAAUAAAGGCCAAUUUUGUUGAUUUUGAAAAAGCUCCAAAUUGUCUUGUAAUUGUUUUGAAAGAUGUGGCUCACGUUUAUUACAUUUCUCAAGGUGAUUCAACGAUCGUUUGCUUCCCAUUCCCCAUCGCAAACGUAUUUUGGUAUUCACAAGGUCUAGUACUUGAAAGAAAAGUAACAGGUACCAAUUGGGGCGAAAAUGAUAAUCAUCGUUUCAUAACACUGUCAGAUCCAAUGUUACCAUUUGGAUUUUUAGGGUUUUCCACACAUCAAAGACAUGGUAGUGAUUUGAAAGAUAUUCGAAUGGUUCUAUUCCCAGAAGAUGAUAAUUUAAAGAUUACGGUUUUGUUCGAUAAUUGCCAAAAGAAAUUACAUUUUUAUUAUACACAAGUUACGGGACGUUCUAACGAUCAUAGUUCAAAUGGAUCUUUUAAUCGAAGAGAUCAACAUUUACUUGGCGGUGGUAUGAAUAACAAUCCAUUGUUAGCCAAUAAUAGUGGCAGUAUCAUUAGCAGCGGAUCUUCAUCAGAUGCGAAGAAAAACUUGAGGAAGAUUUCCAUUCUCAAUAGAAGAGCUACUUCUGCUACGUUGGGGACAGGUGAUUCGAGUGAAAUACCGUCAAGUUCCUUGAAAUCUGCAGAUUCCUUAUCCUCAAGCCAUAAGACAAAUGGAGGAACUAGAAGAAGUCUUUCGGCAACUUUAGAUCGUAUGAGUAGUGGAUUAGCGUCACCGGUAGCGGAAUUUUCUAACAGUUCUAUCCCACAAAGUCAUAACGACGCUCUUCAUCAAAGAAUAUCUACGAGAGAUGUAACUUUGACUAAAAUUUCGUCCAUGACUCUACCACAACAUUUAGCCCAUAGAAUUAAAUGUUUAAAAUGCAUUUCAUUGAAAUUACAAAAUCGUGAAGCUGUUGCAAUCUUUGAUCCCAAUACGAGGUUUUAUAAACUUUGGAUGACUGAUCUUUUGCCUGAGGUUAUCAAUUCACUUUCCUUUAAAGUUUAUGGUAAUUCCCCCAAUGAUAUGAUAAGAUUGUCUAACUUUAACGUCGAUGCACCAAUAAUCGAUAUGUGUAUUUACCACUCAUAUCAUUUCCCAGGCACUCUAGCACUGGUACAUGAAUCCAACCAUAUAUCUCUUUACAACCCAUUUUUUGAAUUGGCAUCCCCGAAAAUACAGCUUCCGCAACAGGGUGGACCUCAAAAGCUAUAUUACAUUUCAGAUGACAGAAUGGUUUUGGAUAAAACAACUAUUUCAUCAACCAAUAUUGGAUUAAGUUUAUUCCCUUAUCCUAAGAAAUCAUCAGUCAUACUUUGUUUUGAAGCAAUGAAAUGGAUCUGUUCACCUAGUAUUUUUCAAGCAGUCGUCUUUCUUUGGCAAUUUUCGUUACAGUUAAACGAUAAGCAUAUUUGUCACAUGGAAGCAGAAUUUUCUGCGUUAGAAUAUACUUUAACCGCCCUCAUGUUACCGCCCACGGAAGAAGCCGAUAAUUUUAAAGACAUUCACGAAUCAUCUGCAUAUAUAUUUCUGGCAAAAUUCGGGCUUCCUUAUUUGCUCCCGAAGAUCAUUAUGGGAUUACAUCUAAUACGAGAAGAGAUGACGCUUAAUGUUUUACAAAAAAAUGAUGUACUACGAUGGGGGAAAUUCUUGCAAUAUGCCACCACAAUUAUGGAUUGGCCAAUUCUUUGGAGGGAAUAUUAUGCGACGAGUGGUUCUCAAUCAAUUGCUACGGAUUGUGAUCCUUUGCCUGGUGUCUUUGCACAUCCUCUAGAUGAACCCCCAUCUAUCAUGAAAUCACUUUACAGUGUGACAGAAAACAGUUAUACUCCAAUUACGCCAUUUAUAACUUUUUCUAGGUUGGUGGAAAUGGACUCUAAAAUUGAUCAUUUGAUUACACCUAGAAGUUAUAAAGUUAUCAGAUUUUAUGAAAUGACACAUGCAUCUGAUUAUUCUGAUGAAUUCCUUUUACAGGUGCUUACCAGGUUGGAAAUCACGAAACAAGAAAUUAACACUUUUCCUCUUGGAUUAUUGGCUCCCUUAUGUAAAAUGUUGGCUAAAAUUGAAGAGAAACUUUGCCAAGUAGAUGUGAAUUUAGACCUUUCCGUCAUUUCAAGACAUGAUUUAGAAAGAUGCGUUUUCACCAUAAGACAAUUACGAAAUGACACAGCAAUGGCAGAAGACCAAUCAAAGUCUCUGAAUCCUUAUAGAGCACCAUUAAAGCUUUCACAAAAUAACACAAAAGUCUCACCAAAAGAUAUAUAUACGGUUUUGGCAGAAGUUGUGAAAAGCACAAAUCGAUUCACUUUGGAAAGAGGAUCUAUCGAAGAAAAUGCAGAUAUGGAUGAUUUUGACGAAGGUUACACUUUAAAGAAGAAUGCAGGAUUAAUUUUUUCUGACGAUAGAAGAUUCUAUCACGUCUUAUCCUUAUUGGUAUAUUACAAGCCCCGUAAGAUACAGUUUCUGUCAUCAGAAACUGAAUAUACAAAGUUAUUGAAGCAAAAGAAGUCCAUCGCUAGGGUGAUGUCUCUAAGAACUUGUACAAGUGGAAUUGGGUUUGGUGCUGUUGCCUACGCUACAGAAAAACCGUUAGCAACACAGAAAUGGAUUAAGGCUUCACUAGAUUUUACUUAUCUAUUUCCAGAUAAUACAAAAGUUUCCAUAGAUCCUGACGAGUUGGACCAAGAGACACUGCUUUGGGGUGAAUUUCAUAGUGGAGUAAGUUCAGGGCUACGAAUUUCCAAAAAAUCCAAGGACAUUAAUGGCAGCUGGAUUGCCUUUAAUAAACCCAAAGAAUUAGAUGCGCAACAUGGUGGUUUCUUACUAGGGUUGGGUUUAAAUGGUCACUUAAAAGGAUUGGAAGAAUGGCAUGUAUACAACUAUUUGAGCCCUAAGAAAACUCACAUUAGUAUCGGACUUUUGUUGGGAAUGAGCGCGAGUAUGAAGGGGACAAUGGAUUUGAAACUUACCAAAGUACUUAGUGUUCACAUUGUAGCGUUAUUACCGCCAGGGUCUAGUGACCUAAACAUUAAUCUAAAAGUCCAGACAGCGGGUCUGAUCGGAAUAGGAUUACUUUAUCAGAGAUCUCAACACCGAAGGAUGUGCGAUGUACUUUUUUCUCAACUCAAAUCGCUUAUAGUGGUCAAUGAGGAGCAAGUUUCCGAUGAGAGUUAUCGUUUAGCUGCAGGUAUCUCACUGGGAUUGAUCAACCUUGGUGUAGGCGAUUUAGCCAGUGGUGAUGACCUUAAUGAUAUCCCUGAUGACAUAGAUGUCCCAGAACCCCUCCCGAUUGGAGGCAUGGGCCCGGAUGAAAAGAUCACAAGGGGACUACUUGAAAUUAUUACGAAAAAUCGUGAUGUGGAAGAGGAUUGGAUACCAGAAAAUUCUUUUAUUGGGGCAAUUAUGGCUUUAAUGCUAACGUUCUUAAAGACAGGAAACUUAAAUGUUGCAGAAUCGAUCAAGCCUGAUCUAAAAUACAUACCAACCAAAGUGGAUUACAGACCAGAGAUUUUUAUGUACAGGGAAUGGGCUUACCAUAUGAUUUUAUGGGAAACGAUAGGAACGGAUAUAUCAUUUAUCAUGAGCGAUUUUACUAACAUUUUCGAUUCUGAAAUAAAUACCGAUAAAUUACCAGUGUAUUACACCAUGGCAGGUCGUGUGCUGUCCAUAGGUAUAAGGUAUGCUUCUUCAGGAGAUAUAAGAAUUAGAGAUUGCUUACUUUAUUUGGUUGAUAAAUUUUUACCUUUCUAUCAAUAUCCAGGUGAUGCUCGGUUAGAUUUCAAGUUGACAAUAUUGGGAAUAAAUGCAUUACUCAAUGUACUUUUGGUCUCAACCAGUUUGGUUAUGUGUGGUACAGGUGAUUUGGAAACUUUCCGUAGAACCAGAUACUUACAUGAGAUUGUGCUAGGUAAGCAUUCAGAUGUUUUCAAAUCUCAGGCACCUACCAAAAAAACAUCUUCAGAUAAAGGUGCAGAAACUGCGGAUGCAGAGAUGUCUAUUGAAGAAGUUGAAAACUCAGAGGAGGCAAGUGCGCCUGAAGUUGUCAUUAACGAAACAAAUGAUGAUCAAGAGGAAUUACCAGACGUAACUGCCGAAACUGAAGAGAAAACCGAUGAUGAGAACCAAUAUUCCAAAUAUAUUGCCACCAGUAUGUCCUUAGGGUUCUUGUUUCUGGGAUCUGGUCAAUAUGCGCUAAAGACUUCAAGUUUAGAAUGCCUUUCCUACCUUAUCAUUUCAGUAUUACCAACCUACAAACGUGAUGCACCUUUGCAAGAGACAAAGCACUUUUGGAGUAUGGCAGUAGAACCUAGAUGUUUGGUCAUUAGGGAUGCUGAGACUGAAAAAUCGAUCAGCAAUAUACCGAUAGAAAUUACAGUAAGGAUGACGGAUUCUUUGAAAGAAGAAAUGAGAGAGUUGGUUGCACCAUGUCUCUUGCCAGAUGUCAGGAAGAUAAGAUGUUUGAGGGUUAAAUCUCCCCUCUAUUAUCCAUUGGAAAUAAAUUUUGAUCAUGAAAUUCAAUCUACAGAAUUCUUUAAAAAUGGUACCAUUCUCUACGUCCAGCGUCGUCGCCCACAAAGUGAUAAACCUCCUCAUUACAGGAGCAUUGAUGAUAUACAGUUAGCACUAAGGAAAAGAAUGGACCAUUCCGAAGACGAAACUGACACAGCAACGAACUUAUCAUUUGCAGAUAAACUCUUUAAGAAUUUAGAAUGUACCGAUAGUACAAUGAUGGAAUUAGAGAAAGAAGUUGAAACGCCUUCCAAUGAACAGAAUUACAACUUAGAAAUGCUUUGCUCUGACAUAAACAGUGGUGAUGUGACAGACUGCCAAUUAGAACUUUGGAAAAGAAAACACCGUACUCUAAUCGAAUAG